AUGGAUUAUCUGGUUCGGUUCGCCCAACUCCAUGAGACCUUCCGACGGCCGGAACUCCAAGCCUGUGCCACACUCGCAGGAGUUGACCUUGAAAUUAUCACCUACUGUGAAUAUUCACCAUAUUGUGUCAUAAGACUACCAGACGAAGCUGCAGCACGGGCAGUUGCCAAGCGCAGUAUCCUGGUCAAGGAUAUCUUCGAGCUAUGGGGCGAAGGCACCAAUUAUGAAGAGUUACAUGCGGAUGUCUGUCGACGAACCCAGCAUCGCUGGAACGACUACAAUGCUGUCACAUGGAAAUUCACGAUUGACUACUUUGCAGGAACGCGCACCAAAGUUGAGAAAGGAGAGAUCAUGCGAUCAUUCCAAUAUAUGGGGUUCAAAGGCCCGAUCCGGCUAACAAACCCCGAUGAAGAGUUUUUCGUGAUGGAAGAAUAUAUCGAUGACGUUGAAGUCUCUGCACUGGGCGUUACGCGAACAAAAGAGCCGCGGAAGAUUUACCUCAGUCGCAAGAUUGCCGACAGCUCUCGCGAGAAUGUGGUCAAAUACGAUCUCAAGAAGCGUCGUUAUAUUAGCACGACUUCUAUGGAUGCGGAGUUGAGUCUCAUUACGGCAAACAUGGCUCUUGCAGCACCUGGAAAACUGUUCUUCGAUCCGUUUGUUGGAACUGGAAGUUUCAUAGUUGCCGCUUCGCAUUUUGGAGCUCUGACCCUGGGCGCAGACAUUGAUGGCCGCAGUUUCCGUGGCAAAGAGGGUGGAAAACUGGGAAUACUCGAGAAUUUCGAGCAAUAUGGGCUCAAGAGUAAAUUUAUGGAUACGCUCACUUCUGAUCUUACCAACACGCCACUGCGGAGAACUGCUGUUCUUGAUGGUAUUGUCUGCGAUCCGCCAUACGGUGUGCGUGAAGGGCUUCGGGUUCUAGGAAAUCGCCGGGGAAAGCCCGCAGUGAAUGUGAUCAUUGAUGGCAUUCCUGCUUAUCUCCGACCUGGUUUUGUUCCUCCCAAAAAGCCUUAUGGCUUCGAGGCUUUGCAGAACGACGUUCUCAAUUUUGCAGUUCACUCCUUGGUUCCCAAUGGCCGUUUGUCAAUGUGGAUGCCCACAACAAACGACGAGAAAAUCGAGUUCCCUGUUCCCAUGCAUCAGAAUCUUGAGAUUGUCAGCAUCUCUACUCAGUCCUUCAACACCUGGUCUCGCCGACUUAUAACCUACCGCCGUCUGCCCGAGGGACAAUUGUCGGAUAUCACACUAGCCCGGAAAAAGAUUGACGACCAGGGUACUACUGCAGAUGAUCUUAAUGCAUUCCGGCGAGUGCAUAUGCUCAGAGGCCACGGCACUAGGGCUGAGAAGGACCAAAAAGAGACAGAAUAA
Molecule: messenger RNA, 1365 nt
Organism: Penicillium vulpinum
Lineage: Eukaryota; Fungi; Ascomycota; Eurotiomycetes; Eurotiales; Aspergillaceae
Product: tRNA (guanine-N2-)-methyltransferase
Exons: 5
Coding region: 1-1365 (454 amino acids)
Biological process (GO): methylation
Cellular component (GO): cytoplasm
Molecular function (GO): nucleic acid binding
Source: RefSeq, a predicted model, not a curated record